GAAAGUUACAUAAUCUAUUUUAUAUAAUAAAAGAUUAUACUUUGGCUUUAUUAUCUCUAUUAUAAUAAAUUACAUAUAGUAUGCAUGUAUAGAACUAUCUAAAAUAUGUAUGUAUGGCUAUAUAUGUAUAAAAUCAAUAAAAAUGAGUGAUAACUCUGAUGAUGAUUUACAAUUAUGUCCUACAACACUUGCUGCCUUAAAUGAAUUUCUUAAGGAAAAGGAAGAAAGAGAAAAGCAAUUAAAACAUAAUUUAGAAUCCCAAACAUUAAACAUUACUUUUGAUGAAAAUUGGCAACUAAGUCAGUUUUGGUAUGAUGAAGAGACAAUAAAUACUCUUGUGAAAGGUGCUAUAAAUUCUACAAAGCUUAAUGAAAAAAUUGCUUUAAUAUCUUGUCCCUCCCUUUAUAAUGCAUUAAAAAAGAAUACAAGUGGACAACAAGUCACUCUUUUUGAAUAUGAUGAACGUUUUAAAGUAUUUGGGUCUGACUUUAUUCCAUACAACUAUAAAUUUCCUCUAAACAUUGCUAGAGAUAUGUCAAAUUCAUAUGAUUUGGUCAUAGCUGAUCCACCAUUUCUCUCUGAUGAAUGUUUAACAAAAACUGCAGUUACAAUAAAAUUUUUAGCCAAAAAAAAUAUUGUGCUUUGUACAGGUGCUGUUAUGAGUGAAUUAGCAGAAAGAUUGCUAAAUGUUACAGUUUGUAAUUUUAUACCUCAUCAUAGAAAUAAUUUAGCAAACGAAUUUUACUGUUAUUCAAAUUUCAAUUUCGAUGAGGCACUGAAAUAAAGAAAAGACUAUUGAUUUAGCUAAUUAAGAUAUAUAUAUGCUAUACCAAUGUUGGUAUUUCAAGUAAAUUAUUGACAUUAUUGUUAAUUUAUGGAUUACAAUUUUGAAUUGUAAUUUGAACAUUGAAGAAUGUUGGCAAUACUGCUGUUUCAGUGAAAUAUUAAAUUUGAUGCCUAAAUUUCUGAA
Molecule: messenger RNA, 970 nt
Organism: Osmia bicornis bicornis
Lineage: Eukaryota; Metazoa; Arthropoda; Insecta; Hymenoptera; Megachilidae
Product: EEF1A lysine methyltransferase 1
Exons: 5
Coding region: 110-784 (224 amino acids)
Biological process (GO): methylation
Molecular function (GO): protein-lysine N-methyltransferase activity; nucleic acid binding
Source: RefSeq, a predicted model, not a curated record